AUGGAUUCUUCUAAAAUCAUUGAAGGCAAUGAAGAAUGCAGCAGCAAUGAGUCGGGGUGGACAAUGUACAUUGCUUCACCAAUUGACGAAUACAAUCUUGAUGAUGAUGAUGAAGAUGACGGUGGCAGCAUUGAUAAACAAGAAGAUGGGUUUCAUGCUAAAGAUGAUGCUGGAGACACUGAUAGUGAUGACUCUAUGGCGUCUGAUGCCUCUUCCGGCCCAAGCCGUCAAGAACAUCUAUGCAACCGAGGAAGUCACCGUCCAGGUGUCUUUGGUCAUGCUGGGGACAAAGAUAACAGAAAAUGGUUGGGUAAGAAACAUCACCAACACGAAGAGAAGAAACCAUGCGAUGAGCAGAUAAAAGCAGCAAAAGACAAGCCAGGACACAAAGGCAAAUAG
Molecule: messenger RNA, 399 nt
Organism: Fraxinus pennsylvanica
Lineage: Eukaryota; Viridiplantae; Streptophyta; Magnoliopsida; Lamiales; Oleaceae
Source: the annotation of a GenBank genome assembly